This is a messenger RNA of Heterobasidion irregulare TC 32-1, 1494 nucleotides long. RefSeq lists its product as uncharacterized. The record is from RefSeq and is a predicted model, not a curated record. Lineage: Eukaryota; Fungi; Basidiomycota; Agaricomycetes; Russulales; Bondarzewiaceae. The coding region runs from base 1 to 1494 and encodes 497 amino acids. The transcript has 2 exons.
AUGGACAUUGUCCCCAUCCUCCCUCCACAGUCCUCGUCGCCCGAGACCGAUGUGCUUCAAGGCACUGCUGUCAAUCCACCCCAUGCAAUGGAACACGAAGUCACCCCAUCCACCCACACCCCUGCCCCGCUCACGGACUCCGCAUCGCUAACUGGCGCCCCUGCAUCCACCCAAGAUGCCCUUGAAUCCACUGCCGCCACAGACGCUCCUGCAACCGCGAUAGAGGACACAUCCGCCGCCGUGCCGACUGCUGCCGCUGAAGCACCCGUUGUCGAAGUGAACAAGCCCACGACAGAGCCCGCAGCUGAAACGGCCCCACUCGUCCUCGCCGCCGAGCCUAUUUCAGAGGACGUCGCUCCGAAAGAGGUCAUCUCAGCAGAGCCAACCGCUGCCGUCGAGACUGCCGCCGCCGCCGUGCCCGUCGACGUUCCCACGAGCGCCAUCCAGGAGACGAAAGGCGAGGAGAAAGUCGCCGCGCCUGAGGUGCUCGCGGCCCAGCCUGCAGGGGAGGAGGUGAAUGAGGUCGUACCUGUUGAAGAUAAGGCGGGAGUUGGCGAGCCAGUGGCAGCGGGCAUUAAUACGGCCGCACCAGCGGAGGAGACAAAGCCCGAAGAAGCCAUUGCCGCUGUCUCUGCACCUCACACCGCUCCCGAGACUGCUCCGGCCAAUCCUGUGGGUACCGAAGAGGCAUCUGAGGAUUUGGUGCCUGAGUCUGGGGCCACGGAGCAGCUACCCAAGGAGCUUGCUUCUGAGCCCGCCCCAGAGUCCACGCAAGGAGCGACUACGAUAGCGAACCUUUACAGCCCACACCCGCCCCCGCCACCAUCCCGGAGACGACGCCAGGGGAGCCCACUCCUGCUCUUGCUCCUGCUCCUGAAUCCGCAGAGCCCACGACGAGCACUCCCGCAGCCGACUCGACCACUGCCGCUGCCGAGCCCAAACCUGCUGACUCGCAGCCUGCCGCGAACGGCAUCAAGCCCACCUCCCCCAAGCGCAACGGCACGCUCAUGUCGAAGAAGGAGCGCUCGAACUUCCCCAGCGAGAGCGGGGAGAGCACCGGCAGCACCCCGUCGCGGUUCUCCAGCCUCCGCAGGAAGCGCACCAGUAGCAUCUUUGGCAAGAUCAAGGGCAUCUUCGGGGGCGACAAGGAGAAGGAGAAGGUGCCCAAGUAAGGUGAGGCCCUGGUGCGGCGUUUUUAUUUGUGUCUCUUUUCUCUUUGUAUCCCUUUAUCUCCUUUGUCUUUUUGUUAUGAAAAACGCUACACGCGAUGCACGCGAUGCCCCGCACGACUUGUUAUCUCUAUGUUCCCCCGUCACUCCCACCAUCAUCGUCCAUCAUUCCGUUUUACGAUCAUCUCGUUACGCUCUCGGUCAUUUAUUUCGCGAUCCCUUGGCUCUCUCGUUAUCGUCCCUAUUUCUGUUGUACUCCCCCCUGUCGUCUGUACUCUCAUCUCUCCCGCUCGCUCUGCCCUCUAACUCCACCAUGUCUUUUUGA